Molecule: messenger RNA, 1002 nt
Organism: Guillardia theta CCMP2712
Lineage: Eukaryota; Cryptophyceae; Pyrenomonadales; Geminigeraceae
Exons: 1
Coding region: 1-1002 (333 amino acids)
Source: RefSeq, a predicted model, not a curated record
AUGGCGGCGAUGAUAGCGUUGGUGUUUUUCUUGAUGGUUGCCAGCCAAAGCAGAGCCAAUUACACCCACUGUGAACUUCCCUUCUCUUGGCAGGAGCUCGUUGUCAAAUACAAAAACAAUCAAAUUUUCUUUAAGACUGGAAAGAAGUUGCAAAACUCUAUAUGGGUAUGUGUUAAAGACCACUAUUGUGCUACUGGUGCAGACCCAUAUUUCUGCUUCAAGUAUCAUGAGCAAGAAGAAGUCUUCGUGCCGUGGGGAGAAAAUCAGAUGCUUGGGCUCGUUGUCUCCUCGCAAUCAGCAUUGGAGAAGAAAGUAGAUGAGCUUACCAACAGCAUCACGAACCUGCAGAUGGAGAUGGCAGCUAUCAAGGGAAACCUUGAUGACCUCCAAAGAAACCAUUCACUAUGUCAGAAGAAAGUUGAGGUGCUGCAGUCUCAGCAGUCGGAAUGGCAAAGCGAGAUCGAGGUCGUCAGAGCUGGGAGCGUGUCUGCACUGAGGCGGCUAGAGAGCCUUGGAGAAAACACGAGCCAAGCGAUCAAAAGCCUCUCAUCAUCUUUCAGCAGCGAGCUGAGGUCGCUUAACUCGUCACUGCAUCACUUGGCGUUCACGGGGCAGUGGUCAGCGCUCGAGGAAAAGCCCAACUUCAGUCUAGUUGCGACAUCUGGAAACUUUUCGGACAUUGUAGGAGUCCCAGCAUUUGUCAAGGAUGUGCAAUUGAGUAUGCAGUACAUCAACAGGGACAUUGCUUAUGUAGAGACUGGAUGCGAGGGAGACGUUGGUGCUGAUAAGACAUUUUCCAAUCUUGGAUCAGCAACCGAUAGACUUUGUGUCCUGAGUUACGUGCAAUUCACAGAAACGGACACAUGGGACGAGACUUUAAGAUGUUGGGUGUAUGAGUAUGGGGGGCAAUGGUACCUUGAAGCCUGGUGCGAUACUCGCAAUUCGGAUCAAGAUGCUUACUGCAGAGCAGUAUGCUUUAGUUGGACAGUAACGAAAGAUUAG